ACUUAAAAUCAAAUCAAUUGAAUGCUCCAUUCUCAUACAUUUCCAUUUGCUUCAUGAGCGAGUACCUUUUAGCGCAACAGCACCAUCUACAUAGGAUGUUUUCCAGGCUGUUAACCAGGUUCUCCGCACACAUCGCACUGUCGCAUGCCCUAUCUUCGCCAAGUAUAAAAGUCCAGGUUCACCUACCCAAUCCAGUAGGUAGUAUGUAAACAGCAAUGAUAAGCACCGUAGCUGAUUCCGGCAUAUCUGCCCUGUAAAACGAAGGCGGGAAUGCAACAGGGCUAUAAUGUUGCCUAGAAAAUAGGGGAAACCAAGAAGACAUGCCUUUUCAGUUAGCAAGCCAAGACAUUUUAUGAUCGGCAACACAAUUAAUGUCGUGCUCAUUAGGAUCACAUAAAAAGCUCUCAUGGCCCGGUGGCGGCUGUCUAGCUUUCUAGCUUCCUUCCUUCACGUCCUAUGAUAUUAGGGGCGCGAGGGUAGAUUCUGGUCUUGCACAAUUUGGAUGAUGCAUUUCACGAAUGCACGCAAAUGCCGCCAGACAGUCCUCACGACUGUCUUGGCCGGCGCGUUUCUGGCGAGAUACACUCGCGCUGGACCAAUUGUCGCACGGAGCGAACCGUUCCAAGUGCUUGAUCCGCAAAAUUGGGUAAAUCCGGACAACAUGACUUGGGCGGACUACAAAGUGCCCCCAGGAACAUCGUGGAAUGACCCGAGCCGCAAGGGUUCUAAUCGGAACUUCAACAUCGCCCUCGUCGCCGUCGAUUACCCGGAUAUGCCCUUCGUCAUCACGCAAGCGGUGAACUCGACCCCGUUCGGGAACCCACAGCCGAUUCUUUCCGGUUUGAACCGCUCAGAGGUACCAGCUUUCUACCGGGAUUUCCUCAAUAAGCCCCAGGACCUGAACCACAAUCGUACUUUGCACGAAUACUGGAUGGAAGAUUCGGGAGGCCGUUUUGGCGUGGAUUUAACUGCCUUCGGCGCAUAUCAGCUCCCCAGCCGCUCAUAUCAAUACGGCAUAGACGACGAGCGAGGAGGAUUCAAUGAGGGGGCUUGUCCUACAGCAGGGCCAUGCUCAAUCGACCUACGAACAGACGCCCUAGGGGCCUGGCGCGCCGACGUAGGUAACGAGACAGCCAAUUCGUUCGAGCUAGUCUUCAUCCUGUCCGCGGGUCAGGACGAGUCCUCCACGUGGCAAGAAUUCGGAGAGAUUAAGUUUCAGACUCCGCAGGAUGUUCCGGAUUCUUUCGGACCUCCGGGCGACGACGCGUUGCCUAAUUACGCUGAGACGAGAUACGUGAACUGGACCUCCUGGGCAGCCGCAAGCGCAAUCUGGCCGAAUGCCGGGGGCGGCUCAUCGACACAGGCGGAAAGCUCGGGAAUGUCAACUUACGCGCACGAGCUAACCCAUCUCCUCGGCAUCGGCGACAACUACAACAACCCGUACGGCAACCCGCCGCGUCGCGCGUACACAGGCCCCUGGUCCAUGCUAUCACGCGGCAGCUUCAACGGGCCAGGGGGUCCCCACACGCGCUGGCAGAUCCCCGCAACGCAAGGCGGCUCCCUCGGCUCACUGCACACGAUGGGCGACAAAAUGCGCAUCGGCCUCGUCGCCAACUCCAGCGUUCUCAUGGUCUCGCGCUCCGCGCUCCCGAGCUCCGGCCCCGUCGUCGCCGAAAUAACCGCGCGCUGCAUCAACCCCGGCGAAAACGAAUUAAUGGGUCUCCACGUCAUCAUGGGCGACGACCUCUCGCCCUCGUGUAAUACCAGCACAGACGCGCUGUGCGAUGGCGGCGGGUACAAUAACUACGAUAUCGAAGUGAUCGACCGCAUGGGCGCGGACUCGUUUACGCCGGACUCGGGGGUCAUGAUUAGUAAGACGAAGGAUAGAGAUAAUGCGCCGUUUCAAUGGACGAUUGAUGCGAAUCCUCAGGAUAUCGAUGUGAUUGAUUUCUUCCGCCCUGAUGGCACGCCUUCCCCGCUGAGUAUUGGCGAUUACCGACAGCUUGCUGAUGCGCUGUUCCAUGCGGGUACGGACUCCGGGAGUGAGUUCGAGUAUGUUGAUGAGGCGAAUAGACUGCAUUUUUAUAUUGUGGAUAUCCGCCGCGAUGAUGUUGGUGUCUUGCAUUAUACCGUGGGUGUACGGUCGUUGGAUGGUAGUGGAGCUAAUACUUAUGGCGUUGAGAUGGAAAAGGGGCUAGUUGCGGAGGGGCCACUUGCUAGAGCUAGUGUCAACGGCGUGACUUGCGCGUUUCAGCUGACGAAUUCCGGGUCUUAUACGGCUAUCAAUGAUGAAGCGCAACACCCGCAAGACAUGUCCGCGUACUUAGGCUCGGAUAUCUAUCGGCUCAGCGCGGAGGUCGACGGCGAGGGAUGGACUGUAGGGGUGGUGAACGCGUUGGCCACGGUAAAGUUCGGUGCGGUGACCCCUGUUAACGUAGCUGUUAAGGCGGAAGUUGAGGCAGCUGGCACGGCGGUUGUUAAGUUGACUGCUACGUCUGAGUCUGAUCCGACUGUUUCUAUUACGCAGGAAUGCCAAGUCAAGAAAUGAGAGGAUAAAGAGUUGUAGAAUGGUCAUUAUAAAUAAUUCUGGGGUUAUAUGCCAGGGAAUCGAAUGUGACUUUGUUUGAUCUCAAUAUCUAUUACAUAUGCAUGUCAUGUCAUCCGUCAUGUGCAAUAAGCAAGACUCGG
Annulohypoxylon maeteangense is the source of this 2688-nucleotide messenger RNA. Its product is annotated as M6 metalloprotease. The transcript has a single exon. NCBI's taxonomy places the organism in Eukaryota, Fungi, Ascomycota, Sordariomycetes, Xylariales, Hypoxylaceae. The record is from RefSeq and is a predicted model, not a curated record. Gene Ontology annotation, molecular function: peptidase activity. The coding region runs from base 503 to 2548 and encodes 681 amino acids. Gene Ontology annotation, biological process: proteolysis.